AUGGAUCCCCUGGCGAGGCCGGCCAGAGGUGAGAACUUCAGAGGCGUUACCGAUCUCUGCCUUCAGUCAGCUGGCGAAUACGGUGGCGGUGUCCGGAGCUGCUCCCUGCUGUCCUCCCGGAGAGAGCUGGGUACCGCUCGCCUCGGGCUCGCCGGCUUUCCCUGCGUGAAAGACUUGCACGUGUGGAGCGAGGCUCUCGUUGCCCGCGACUUGGACACCUACCUUUUCCCGGUGAAGGAGGAAAGCAGCUGCUGCCUCUACGGGACGGUGACCGGGCGGAAAGUGGCACAACCGGAAGACACUGUUCCCGGUUACUCCUGUGUUGCCGAAGCCUAUUCGCCAGACUGUCCUGCUAGCCCAGGCAUUAACACCAGGACCAUUGACAAGUCAACACCGCCGGGUGGUGAAGGAGGAGGCGAUGGCGAUAGAGGAGACGGGGAGCUCGGAAAGGAGGAAAUCCGCACAACCACCGGCGCUGAAGACGAGAAUAGAGAGCGGCGGGAUGGCGAGGGCGAUUCCAAGGGCGGCGGGGCACCAGAGGCGGCGCAGGAAAGGAAGCGAGCCAGCGGAGCGGCGAAGGAAUCAGAGUUAAGUUCCGACGCUUUGGAAAACGAAAUUGAAGAAGAUGUCACUGGAAGAAAUCACGCCUGCAGCUGGCUGACGGCUAAAAGCAGGCGUAAGAAACGUUGCCCUUACUCCAAACACCAAACUCUGGAACUGGAAAAAGAAUUCCUCUUUAACAUGUACCUGACUCGCGAACGCCGCCUGGAGAUAAGCAAGAGUAUUAACCUCACCGACCGGCAAGUCAAGAUCUGGUUUCAGAACCGCCGGAUGAAGUUAAAGAAAAUAAGUCGGGAGAGUCGAAUCAGUGAACUUGCCAACAACCUUACCAUCUCUUGA
This is a messenger RNA of Mobula hypostoma (lesser devil ray), 900 nucleotides long. RefSeq names its product homeobox protein Hox-C10-like. Lineage: Eukaryota; Metazoa; Chordata; Chondrichthyes; Myliobatiformes; Myliobatidae. The transcript has 2 exons. Gene Ontology annotation, cellular component: nucleus. The record is from RefSeq and is a predicted model, not a curated record. The coding region runs from base 1 to 900 and encodes 299 amino acids. Gene Ontology annotation, biological process: regulation of transcription by RNA polymerase II. Gene Ontology annotation, molecular function: RNA polymerase II cis-regulatory region sequence-specific DNA binding; DNA-binding transcription factor activity, RNA polymerase II-specific.